UCAGUUUUCAACCACUGCUGGGGCUCUGCAACUCCGACUAGGGCUACCUUCAAAACCGAUGCCCCUACAGUCAACCUGCAGCAAAGACCUUCAAUCGCCAUCAUCAAACAAUGUCAAGGUCAUUUCGUCGACGCCAACCAUGCUUGAACAGCGUGUAGCAUCUUGGCUCGACUCCCUCCCCAACGAAUAUCUCCCAUCCGAAGCCCUCUCCAAAACCUCGAAGCGAAAGGCAGCGCUGCCUAGUCCGCCUACUUCAGACUCAAUGGAGGGAACAACUCCAAAGCGCCGUCGCCUCAUCGAUCCGGAUCGCACGCCGCGCGCUGCAAACCUCCCUCCUCCUUCAUCUACUGGUUCGUCCGCUUCGAGGUCUGAAUCAGGCGAGGGGUCACGAUCGAGUUCGCCAAAGAAACAAAUGCUCAGGCUGAGGCUGGAAGAAAGAGGGCUUGAAUGCAGACAGCUAAAUGUCGACACCGCGCCCCCGGUCAUCUCCAGUCUUCUUGAUGCGAUGGAGGAGAUUGUAAGCAGGAUUGAGAUCUUGCCUGCUGACAAAAAGAGUGCUGUUCUGGAGAGUCCACUUGUCAGGGAACAGAAUACGCGCUUGUGGAGGUUUGCGUUCAAAGAAGAGGGUGAAGAUACGUUGCCGGGGCGAGUUCCUCUCCCGGAAGAAAUAUCUCAAAUCUGUGAUUUUGCUCGUCACUGUCAUGACACAAAUCAUGAAGAGGCGGCUUGGAAUAUGGAAGUGCAUCAUCGUCUGUUACAAGCUAUCCUCAGAGAACCCAACGCUCCCAUAGCCACGCCUCUCAACUUUACUACCUGCACCACCGCCCGUCCGCACCGUCGCUUCGUACCCUACUCCUCGACAGCCAAAAUGGUCGACUUCUGCCUCUACCUCAAGCCCACCGAUUCCCACGCCCUCCAAGCCCUCGGCCGUCGAACACCAACCCUCACCGUAAACCACACCGACUUCGCGCCCCUCCAAUUGUCCCCUAUAGUUCUGAGCAUCGAGACUAAGCGUCCUGGCAAAGAACUCGACGCUGCGCAACUCCAGAUGGGAGUCUGGCAUGCCGCGCAAUGGGCUUUCCUCCGCUCCGUCGUUGGCCUUACAGCACAGCCCUUGACAGCAGAAGAGGAAAUACUGCGAAAACAAAAAGCGAACGAUGUUUUGGGCCAAUUGGGAUUUAUACCGGGGAUUAUCGUGCAGGGUCAUCGCUGGCUCUUUGUGUUUUCGACGUUGGAGGGGGACAAGACUGUUCUUUGGACGGAGAGACAGUUUGGCACGACGCAGAGUAUUCUGGAUACGUAUGCUGUUGUCGCGGGGAUAAGGGAGCUAGCCAGGUGGGCGAGGGAUGUUUACGUUCCUUGGUUCAGGGCAAAUGUUCUCGAUGGGUUCCAGUCUACGGAGAUGGGAUGAGGGCACAAGAUAGGUUUGGGACAAUGGGGAAUGAACCUCGUAGGCUCUUUGGAGCCCGAAAUGCCAGUCGGAGAGCCUGCUGAGUCCAUCCUCCGUCAUUCCAGACCUGUCCCAGUACUUUUACCAUUUAGGAUCGAGGCGCAUCAAGACGGAACUCAGGAUCGUUCGUUGCCGGGAGAAACGCUCGACGGCUCAGCCUUCGCGACUAUUGAUCCAAUACCUGGUGCUGCAAGACCUGACUCCCAAAGGCUUCAGCCUAACAGCGACGCAAGACGGGUCGAUGUUGGGUUGUGAUAUCGCCAUGUCAAUAACCCGAAGCCAUGCAUCGAAGGUCGUGAUGGGACGUUGUCAGGAGGAUGAUCACAAAAGACAACCGAUGUCCGCGACCUCGUGCGUAUCCGCUAAAACCCUCGAGACGACCAACCCUACCAUUCGCCGACGCUAGGUCUACGAAUGCUGUGUGUGCAGACGGUCCGAGUCAUCGCAAAAUGCAAAGAGCUUUGCAUUGAUGCCAUUGGCUGAUCACAACAGCUCGAACCAAGCCAUGUCGCGUCUCCGUACCACCGCCGACUCGUCCAUAGCAGCAUGAGUGAACAUCAUCUCUCUGAAGGGACCAAACACCCGAUUCCGAAACGAAGAACAAGCUCGCAAAUGGCAUCAAGUCUGGCCCCAUUUAGUAUUUUGAGUAAGACUUCCAUCACACGGCUCGUACAUGCGUCAGGGCCUCGGCGGACCUGCAGAUCAACCGAUCAAUUGUUGAUUGAGUCUACUGGCUGUGGGCCUUUUUGCUACUGCCUCCUGAUGGCCAUGGCCGGCACGCGUGGACCAGCUACUCCUAUAAGACCAACGUUGGGCGCGAUGCUGUACACCAUGUACGAGGUUGUCGCCCGGGGGCUGGAAGCAAAAGUUUAAAGCCAAACAAUAGUCUCGAUCAAUAUAUAUUUGAUAACUUGCAUAACUUCGUAAUUAUUAAGCCGUAACUAAGACACCAAUGGCCAACGAUGUAAAUCCC
Messenger RNA from Fusarium odoratissimum NRRL 54006, 2423 nucleotides. RefSeq lists its product as uncharacterized. Bases 59 to 1411 code for a protein of 450 amino acids. Lineage: Eukaryota; Fungi; Ascomycota; Sordariomycetes; Hypocreales; Nectriaceae. The record is from RefSeq and is a predicted model, not a curated record. The transcript is spliced from 2 exons.